Trichoderma virens Gv29-8 is the source of this 1527-nucleotide messenger RNA. RefSeq lists its product as uncharacterized. Lineage: Eukaryota; Fungi; Ascomycota; Sordariomycetes; Hypocreales; Hypocreaceae. The transcript has 12 exons. The record is from RefSeq and is a predicted model, not a curated record. Gene Ontology annotation, molecular function: ATP binding; ATP-dependent protein folding chaperone. The coding region runs from base 1 to 1527 and encodes 508 amino acids.
AUGGUAGUGCAAGCAUCCUCUACUGGCGAUGAUAGACUCAUCAUUGCCUUGGACUUUGGAACCACCUUCUCUGGUAUCACCUACUGUUUCACUAAUGAGCGAGAUAGCUCGCCUACGUCAAUAGAAUACUGGCCUGGUUCGGAUGGCGCAGGUGUGCCUAAAAUCCCUACUGUUAUACGAUACGACAGCCCUGUGAGUUUCACUUGGGGCGCUCAAGUAAAUCGACAAGAUGGCGGCAUUGUCGGAGUCAAACUUUUGCUUGACCCCUCGCAGCCACGUCCCAAAUAUCUCCCGGAAAUCAAUGUCGAAGAAGAGCUCGGGAAACUACCAAAGUCACCCGUUCAGGUGGCUGCAGACUUCAUCGGCGCGGUGUACAAUCAUGCCAUGAAGGAAAUAGGGAAAAAAGUCUCCCAGGACUAUGUUAAACUGUGCCGGAAGGUUUACGUCUUGUCUGUGCCGGCUGUCUGGUCGGAUGCUGCCAAAAACUCCACACUGACGGCAGCCAGAGCGGCAGGCCUCAGUCCUGUUCAGCUAAUCAAAGAGCCGGAAGCUGCAGCGUUAUGGACCGCCAAGAAACUCGAUGUUGCUCUCCAUUCGAAUGACGCAUUCGUCGUUUGCGAUGCGGGUGGCGGUACAGUGGAUCUGAUAUCCUAUCAAGUGGAAGAGAUUGAUCCUAGGUUGAAGCUCAAAGAGCUUGUUCCAGGCACAGGUGGCAUGGUCGGAUCCCUCGGCCUUAACCAGCGCUUUGAAUGUGCCGUCAGGAAGCUCGUCGGUGAGAGGCAGUGGAAGAAUCUUCAGCCAAGCAAAGCCUAUCAGUCUGCUGCAAGACAGUUUGAUAAAGAGGUUAAGAAGUACUUCCAAGGAAAAUUGGAAGAUGAUGAAGAUAAGGGCUUGGAGUCAAACACAUGGACAAUGACUGGAGAGGAUGUGAUGGCAAUAUUCAAUCCCAUCAUCUAUGACAUUCUCAAACUGAUCGAUGAGCAAGUCGAGAGUGUGAAACUCAAACUAGGAGGCCAAAACCCAAAGUACAUAUUCUUGGUCGGAGGCUUUGGAAGCAGCCAGUACCUGAUGAGCCAAGUUGAAGCCAAAUAUCCAGGCAUACAAGUGUUGCAGCCACCAGAUGCCUGGGCUGCAAUCGCCAAGGGUGCAGCAAUUUCGGGCAUGGAGACCGAGGCCACUGUAACAAGCUCAUCUUCAACCCGUCAUUACGGCGUCGAGGCAUGGGGCAUUUAUGAAGAAGAUCGCGAUAAGGGUAGGCCUUCAAGGAAGGGAAUUGAUGACGUGACCAGAGUUGAAGUAAUGACCUGGUAUAUUAAGAUUGGGGAGGAUCUCGCCAGAGGCAAAACUAUCAGAUUCCCAUUCUUCAGGAGCUUUGCCGAGGGCUACACAGAUUCAGAUCUCCAAUAUAACAUCGAUACUUUCCGCACCAACUGCACCGUGGUUGCUGAUCUCUCAAAGGUCCCAAAAGAAAAGUUUACACGGAAAACAACAGAGGGCAAGUUUACUACGAUAUAUGCUAUGAUUUAG